This is a messenger RNA of Truncatella angustata, 435 nucleotides long. RefSeq lists its product as uncharacterized. The transcript has 2 exons. Lineage: Eukaryota; Fungi; Ascomycota; Sordariomycetes; Amphisphaeriales; Sporocadaceae. The record is from RefSeq and is a predicted model, not a curated record. The coding region runs from base 1 to 435 and encodes 144 amino acids.
AUGCGCCAAAAAUAUCAGCCUGACCGAGCUUGGGUUAAAGUGGUGGGCCUCUCUACCACCAGCUUUGUCACCGCUCUUCUAAAACUGCACAUCAUCUGCGCCUUCGUUCGCAAAGCAACGAAAGAUACUGCAGUUCUGUACGAAAGUCUGCAUGCACUCCAACUCCAGCCCCAGUACAACUCGUUCUUGCAACCAUCCAGAAUGUUGUGGAUCAAAAAGAUUAUCCUUGGGUUCAUGAAUGAUGAGCUCAAAGACGCCGCAUCACCAAUCAGGACCUUGAACUGGUGUCCAAUGAAAAAUGGUGGGUCUCUUAAUGACAACGGCACAGCCAACGCGCAUUUCGAAUUGGCGAAUCGUUACGCACAAGGCUAUCGGGCAACAGUUCUCGCAGAUGCGGCACAGCCCCUUUGCGAAGCAGGGCAGUUUUUGCCUUGA